Desarmillaria tabescens is the source of this 726-nucleotide messenger RNA. RefSeq lists its product as uncharacterized. The record is from RefSeq and is a predicted model, not a curated record. Lineage: Eukaryota; Fungi; Basidiomycota; Agaricomycetes; Agaricales; Physalacriaceae. The transcript has 4 exons. The coding region runs from base 1 to 726 and encodes 241 amino acids.
AUGUACAGCCAACCGCGUACUCAGUCUUCAGACACUCGCUAUACGCUCAACGGUUAUUCCUCCGCUGACCACGAGGUCCCCGUUGACAGCAAUGCUGCCUACUCCAUGAACGGCUCCUACUACGACCAGCAGAAUGGUGUUGGCCGCCGCGUCGCCAAUGCCUUUCCAGACAGCCAGGAGCCGUAUAUGUCAUCCGGGGUGAUGUCCGGACAUCGGUAUGCGCGUGAUACGUCGUACUCCCCCACAACGGGCGGCAGUCGCUCCCUCCAUCCUCACAGUUCAUCCCGACGCCCUCUGAAAUGGCUCACUAUUCGCAACCCGGGAGUCCCACCCAUCCCCGGAGCCCCGACAGCAUGUAUUCCUAGUACUCCCUACUCGCGACACGCCCACUAUCAGUCUCGCGCCCCUACCACUACCAGUCGAUCCCGUUCUGGCUCGAACUCCCUUGCCCACUACCGCCACGGUCAUCACAGCCCCAACCUCUCUCCUCACGUACCGCACCGGACUCCCGCCGCUGCCGCGGGGAUCGUGGCUCCCGAGCGUUUCGUCUGCCAGAUUUGCAAAAAAUCUUUCUCCCGGUCGCAUGACAGGAAGAGGCACCAUGUUGGACAGCAUCUUGAUUCCCAUGCCCGACCAGUCUGUCCCAACUGCCACAAAGAUUUCAGUCGACCCGACUCUUUGAAAAGACACAGAGACAAUGGCUGCGACGAGUCCGUCACUUCAUGA